Molecule: messenger RNA, 564 nt
Organism: Closterium sp. Naga37s-1
Lineage: Eukaryota; Viridiplantae; Streptophyta; Zygnematophyceae; Desmidiales; Closteriaceae
Source: the annotation of a GenBank genome assembly
AUGUGGCUCACUGUGCACUGGUUAGUCACCCGCCUCCCUGGCCGCCUUGCCACUGCCCGCGACGCGCUUCUUCAGAAGCACCCCACUGAACUCACUAUAGACCUCCUUCAGACUGCUCUCGGGACCAUCGAGAGCAGCCUCCUCACCGUUGCCUCCGCCACUGAUGCGGUGGCCCCCCGUCUCUUUGCGGGGUGUGCCGUCCCUCAGCUUCCCACUUUCACCGCUACCCGCGCUUCUGCUGCUGUGUCGGUCUCUGAGGACACCGCUGCCGUUUCUGCCGCAGACUGGCAGAAACGGGGCAAGAGUGGCAAGAAGGGCGGGAAGGGGGGAGGUGGGGGCGGAGGAGGUGGCGGUGGAGGGGGCGGUGGAGGUGGGAGCGGCGGUGGUGGUGGAGGCGGCGGCGGCGGCGGCGGCGGUGGUGCACCAGGAGGAGGCGCAGGACAGACAGGUCCACCCACAGGUAGUGGCCCGACCGGUGGGGGUGCUGCCCCCCAGCAGCAGCAGCCACAGCAGCAGCAGCAGGGACAGCAGCAGCAGCAGGCACUGCAGCAGUUCCAGCAGUGA